Gymnodraco acuticeps is the source of this 2866-nucleotide messenger RNA. RefSeq lists its product as uncharacterized. The coding region runs from base 195 to 1241 and encodes 348 amino acids. The transcript is spliced from 2 exons. Lineage: Eukaryota; Metazoa; Chordata; Actinopteri; Perciformes; Bathydraconidae. Gene Ontology annotation, molecular function: DNA-binding transcription factor activity, RNA polymerase II-specific; RNA polymerase II cis-regulatory region sequence-specific DNA binding. The record is from RefSeq and is a predicted model, not a curated record. Gene Ontology annotation, biological process: regulation of transcription by RNA polymerase II.
AGGAGACAGGAGAUCCGCAGGAGCCAGGAGUUACCUCUCCUCCCCUUUUCUGUUUUUAAAGCUGCAUCUGCGAACACUUUUCCUGCAAAGCGUCUGGCUGCUCUUCCUCUCAGAGGUGUUUCUUUUUUAGAAAGUCUACCAAGGAUCUGAAACCAGGACGACAGAAAGCGAAAGCUCCCACCAGUUCUGCAAAUAUGAUGUCCAUGAACAGCAAGCAGCCUUUCAGUAUGCACCCCAUCCUCCACGAGCCCAAAUACAACCCUCUGCACAGCAGCUCCGAGGCCAUCCGCAGGGCCUGCCUGCCCGGACAAUCGCUGCAGGGCAACAUCUUCGCCGGCUUCGAUGAGACUCUGCUGCAGAGAGCCGAGGCUCUGGCCGCGGUGGACAUCGUGGCCCAGAAGAGCCACCCGUUCAAACCAGACGCCACCUACCACACCAUGACCACCAUGACCAGCAUGGCCUGCACCCCCAAUUCCUCCUCCGGGCACCUGCACCACCCCUCCGUGCUCAGCUCGCACCACCACCCGGGGCACCACCAGUCCGCGCAGGUUCUGGAUGGAGACCUGCUGGACCACCUCACACCGGGGAUCUCCCUGGGAGGCAUGUCUGGCUCGGACGUCUGUUCCUCGGCCUCGCACCAAGCGCACGCCGCCCACAUGUCGGCCAUCAACCAGCACAUGCAGCACCACCACCACCAGCAGUCCAUGAACAUGCACCAGCACGCGCUGUCCCACAGCUCCCUGGGGUCCGGCGGCUUAGAUUCAGAGCCAGACCCCCGGGAGCUGGAGUCUUUCGCCGAGAGGUUCAAACAAAGGCGGAUCAAACUCGGGGUGACACAGGCAGACGUGGGCUCCGCGCUCGCAAACCUUAAGAUCCCCGGGGUCGGGUGUCUGAGCCAGAGCACCAUCUGCAGGUUCGAGUCCCUGACGCUGUCGCACAACAACAUGGUGGCCCUGAAGCCCAUCUUGGAGGCCUGGCUGGAGGAGGCGGAGCGGGCGCAGAGGGAGAAGAUGAACAAGCCGGAGAUAUUCAGCAGUGGGGAUAAGAAGAGGAAAAGAACGUCAAUUGCAGCCCCGGAAAAGCGUUCCUUGGAGGCUUAUUUCGCCGUGCAGCCGAGGCCCUCGUCGGAGAAAAUCGCAGCCAUCGCGGAGAAGCUGGACCUGAAGAAGAACGUGGUCCGGGUUUGGUUUUGCAAUCAGAGGCAAAAGCAGAAACGAAUGAAGUUUUCUGCGACGCACUAGGGUCUCUGUCCCGUUUACACAAAGACAAAUCAGAGGCAAGAUGCUGCUGCUGCGGCACACUGUCAGAAAAACACGAUACACCGGGGAGCCUGCUGGCCUCGUGCGCACUUAAAAAAUCCAUACUAACAAGUCACAUUUUAUUAAGUUUUUCGCCUUCAAGAAUUCAAAUGAACCUUCAUCGAAAACGUAUAAUAUGCUGUUUCUCCUCAAUGGCUGAAUUCGCUGAAGAAAAAUCACAUUUUGGACAAAUAAGGGACUAAAUGUCUUCAUUACAGUGUUGACCAUCUCGCAAAGGAGCUGUGGGAAUGUGUUCCCAGAAAGUAUUCAACGAAGCGCAGAGAAACAGCUUCACGUCUCUGGAGUUUUCAGGCCUAUAUUUCCGAGGACGUGGGACACCUGACGACUUUGAUCCACUCAGUAUAACCAGGAACUGUUUGUUGUUAUUGUUUUUGGAAGGUUCAGCCUAACGCAGCUUCACAGACCACUGGAUUCAAUGGUGUAUCUUUUUUAUUCUGACAGUGGAGACGGAGCAUCGGGACUAUAGGAGAAAGACUGAGAUCCUGUCCAAAAACUCUCAAAUCUUUAUGUUUCUCCACAGAAUUCUCUCUGAGACACGCUAGAAAAGUGAUCAUCAGAAAGAGAAGGGGAACAUUGCUCCGUCCCAUUCAUUCAUUCAUAUGGCAAUUAUUGUACAAAAAAUAAUCAUAAUAAUGACGGGAAUCGAGGAAAAACUGACCUCGUUAGUCCGAAUAGCUUUUUUAUAUUUAUCAUUGUACAUAUUUGUGAAUAUGUUGCACCUCCGUGUGUGGAAAGCUCAUUGAAAUGUAUUGGAUUUUCUGUCUUUUCUCCCAGGUGUUUGUUUCUGUAGGGAAUUCAAUAGUUUUUUGGGACAAAUCGAGUAAAAAUGGCUAAUUUAUGAGGCACACUAACUGUAAUCCAUUGCAUGGUUUACUCGUAAAAGGGGAGAGGGGUUAUUUUUUCUCCAAAAAUAUGAAAAUAACCCCCCUAAAAGUGAAUGCAUUGCAAUAAGAGAGAGGCACACAAACACACGCACGACACAUUCACACGGUAUAGCUGUGUGGCUACCUCAUUACGCAAGUGUUGGCACGUUCAUGGUGAUUUAAAAACACACGCAAACACACACGCUUAAAAAGAAAAAGAAAAAAAGACUAGUAGGAACAUUUUUGUUUGUUUUGAAAUGUGUUUUUUUCCUUUUUGUUGUUUCUGACACCAGUUUAAUGGCGAAUUAGGCCUAGACAAAUUCACUGAUGUGUAAACCAGUUGUAUAUGUUCACUGCAAGGAUGCUUUGACAAUCAAAUUAUUAUUAUUAUUAUUAUUAUUAAUUUGUUUAUCCCCCUUUUGUCCUCAUGCAAUGUAUUAUUAUUAUUAUUAUUAUUAUUAUCUCUGACACCUUUGUGGAGCGCACUUUGUAGAUAAUCCAAUGAAGGGAAAUAGUCGGCCUUAUUUAUUUAUUUAUACAUUUUUUUCAACACUUCUGAGAAAUGUCAUGUUUUGUUUUAUUUUCUUUAUACUGCCCUUUAUUUAUUUAUUUAACUUAAUUUAUUUUGGAGGGGAAACAAAUCAUAUUUCAUUUGUGAAAGUGUGCUUUAAAUGUGUCUGUGUA